AUGCAUUGUUUCGAUUGUUUUUACAAGUGUUUUAGUCAUAAAACCUCCUUUUCGACGUCGAAAACCAAUACAAAUCCGUCUACGACGAAUAUCGUGGAAAAGAACGACGUGAGUCAGUCCUCUUUGAGCCCUCGUAAUCCAAUCGAUCGGACUGAUCAUUCAAAAGUAACGGAUUUCUAUAUUCUAGGCAAUGUGAUUGGUUCAGGUUCCUAUUCCGUUGUUCGAGAAAGUGUCCAGAAGAGCACAAAACGGAAAUAUGCGAUCAAAUGUAUGAAACGUUCGGAAUUAUCAAAAGAAGAUAACGAGGCAAUUGAAGCUGAAGUGUCCAUUCUACAACAGAUGAACCAUCCGAAUAUUAUGACGCUGGAAGAAUUUUUUAUCGAACCCGAGUAUUACUAUCUUGUGACGGAAUUCAUUAGUGGAGGUGAACUCUUUGAUCGGAUUGUGGAAAAAACCUUUUAUACCGAGAAAGAAGCACGUGAUUUAGUCAAGAUUUUGAUUCAAGCUAUUCAGUAUUGUCAUGCUCAAAACAUUGUGCAUCGUGAUUUAAAACCAGAAAAUCUAUUGCUCAUGUCGGCCGAUGAUGAUGCGAGUAUUAAACUUGCCGACUUUGGGUUUGCAAAGAAAGUGACAACCAAUAAUAAUUCAGGGCUUGUUACAACAUGUGGGACACCAGGGUAUGUUGCGCCCGAGAUCUUAAAAGGAGUAUCCUAUGGCAAACCCGUUGAUAUUUGGAGUAUUGGAGUCAUUACGUAUAUUUUACUUGCUGGGUAUCCUCCAUUUCAUGAUGAUGCACAGUCGAUUUUGUUUAAGAAGAUUCGCAAUGGUAAAUACUACUUUGAUUCACCCUACUGGGAUAAUGUAUCAACGGAUGCCAAGGACUUUAUUUCGAAAAUGUUGGUAGUAAAUCCGAAAGACCGAGCGACGGCAGAUGAAUUACUACAGCAUAAAUGGAUCACUGAAACAAAUGUCGCGACGGUGCCAUUGACCAGCGCAUUGACAGAGCUGCGACGUUUUCACGCACGCAAGAAAUUUAAAGCAGCAGUGCACUCGGUGCAGGCAACUAUUAGCAUGAACAAGGCACUUUCAGGGCUGGAUGACUCUGCCAGAAACAGUGACUCGCUUCCCGAUGUGUCUCUUUAG
Peronospora belbahrii is the source of this 1143-nucleotide messenger RNA. The record is from the annotation of a GenBank genome assembly. Lineage: Eukaryota; Oomycota; Peronosporomycetes; Peronosporales; Peronosporaceae.